Protopterus annectens (West African lungfish) is the source of this 2172-nucleotide messenger RNA. It is a transcript of the gene PAF1, whose product is annotated as PAF1 homolog, Paf1/RNA polymerase II complex component. The coding region runs from base 332 to 1984 and encodes 550 amino acids. The transcript is spliced from 14 exons. Gene Ontology annotation, molecular function: chromatin binding; RNA polymerase II complex binding. Gene Ontology annotation, biological process: transcription elongation by RNA polymerase II. Lineage: Eukaryota; Metazoa; Chordata; Ceratodontiformes; Protopteridae. Gene Ontology annotation, cellular component: Cdc73/Paf1 complex. The record is from RefSeq and is a predicted model, not a curated record.
ACGUUACAAGCCAUUUAACAUGCGUUCUAAAAUACAGGCACUGUGGUGGGCAGCCACUUUGAGUAGUCGAACUAGCAGAGUUCUGCUACCUAUUUACAGUUGUGGACAGGAGGUUGUACAGUCAUUUGUCUUAUUAUAUUAGCAAGUUAAUUUAUAACGAAAAGUGGGGGCGAUUUCGGGUGGUUAGGUUUACUGUCUGUGUUAAGAAAAGUGUGCCCACCUAUAUAGGGUAGCGUCUAGGAGUUUGAGAAAAUCGUCCACUGUUGUUUGUUGUUAGUGCGUUGGAGAUUAUAGCACUUGCAGUUCAAGUGGUCAGGGCGUCUGGAGGAGAAUGGCUCCCACUAUCCAAACUCAGGCGCAGAGGGAGGAUGCGCACAGGCCUGGAGCUCACAGAUCUGUGCCAGAAAGGUCGGGAAUUGUCUGCAGAGUAAAAUAUUGCAACACCCUUCCAGAUAUUCCCUUUGAUCCGAAGUUCAUUACCUAUCCAUUUGACCAAAACAGAUUUGUACAGUACAAAGCCACAUCACUUGAGAAGCAACACAGGCAUGAAUUGCUGACAGAACCUGACUUAGGGGUCACCAUUGAUCUCAUCAACCCAGAAACCUACAGAAUUGAUCUUAAUGUCCUUGACCCAGCAGAUGAGAAACUACUGGAAGAAGAAAUCCAGGCCCCAACAAGCUCUAAAAGGUCUCAGCAGCAUGCUAAGGUGGUACCCUGGAUGAGAAAGACUGAGUAUAUCUCUACAGAAUUCAAUAGAUACGGUGUAUCAAAUGAGAAACCAGAGGUCAAGAUUGGAGUGUCAGUAAAGCAGCAGUUUACAGAAGAGGAGAUAUACAAAGACAGAGAUAGUCAAAUAGCUGCGAUUGAGAAAACCUUUGAAGAUGCUCGGAAAAAGAUUACCCAACAUUACAGCAAGCCUCGAGUUACUCCUGUGGAAGAAAUGCCCGUCUUUCCAGACUUUAGGAUGUGGAUUAAUCCUUGCGCUCAGGUCAUCUUUGAUUCUGAUCCUGCUCCUAAAGAGGCAGUUGGCUCUGCAGCUGUUGAAAUGAUGUCACAGGCUAUGAUCAGGGGUAUGAUGGAUGAAGAAGGAAAUCAGUUUGUGGCAUACUUCUUACCAAAUGAGGAAACUAUGAAAAAACGCAAGAGAGACUUUGAGGAAGAUAUUGACUACAUGCCUGAAGAUGUCUACGAGUAUAAGAUUGCCAGGGAAUACAACUGGAAUGUGAAGAACAAGGCUAGCAAAGGCUAUGAAGAGAACUACUUCUUUAUCUUCAGAGAAGGUGAUGGUGUGUAUUACAAUGAACUGGAGACUAGAGUACGUCUGAGUAAGAGAAGAGCAAAAGCAGGUGCACAGUCUGGAACUAAUGCUGUACUGGCCGUGAAACACAGAGAUAUGAACGAGAAAGAACUUGAGGCCCAGGAAGCUCGAAAGGCUCAGCUUGAAAACCAUGAACCAGAAGAUGAAGAGGAAGAAGAAAUGGAUAUUGAUGAACAUGAACAAGACAAGGAGAACCAGGAAAUGGAUGAAGACAAAGAGAAGGGCAGUGAAAGUGAGAAAGAAGGCAGUGACAAGGAGGAGGGUAGCGAUGCUGAGAAUUCACUUAGUGAAAGUGAUCAUGAUGAAGAGGAGGAGAAAGAAGAGAAGGAGAGUAAGCAAAGUGAAAAGAGUGCUAGUGAAUCGGAGAAUGAAAGUGGGGAAGAGACUCAUGACCGAGCUGCCCGUGACAAAGAAGAAAUCUUUGGAAGUGAUGAUGAUGAAGAUGCUGACAGUGAUAAUGAAGAUAAACACCAGGAUGAAAGUGGACGCGAGGACAGUGGGAGUGAAGAAGAAGAUGAAAAACGAGGUCAGAGGAGUAGAAGUGGCAGUCUGUCUCCCUCUCACAGUGUCAGUGAUCACUCCGAUCAUGAAAAUGAUCAGCAGAGUAACAGUGGGAGUGAGAGAGGCUCAGAACUCAGCGAGAACGAGGACAGUGAUAGUGACUAAUCUGUGUUUGCUAUAGUCAAGGACCCUUCAUUCAGACUUUGCCAUGGACCUUUAUAUUUCACAGAAUCUUAUUUCACCUUUGGAUUUUGUUUUUUAAAACAUACGUUUAAAAAUAAUGUUACAGAAUAAACAUUCAUAGACAUUGUGAAAAAAGUGAUGCUAUUAAAUUCCCGAAGUUGUGCAUAAAA